Molecule: messenger RNA, 6336 nt
Organism: Lottia gigantea (owl limpet)
Lineage: Eukaryota; Metazoa; Mollusca; Gastropoda; Lottiidae
Exons: 41
Coding region: 1-6336 (2111 amino acids)
Source: RefSeq, a predicted model, not a curated record
AUGUAUUAUAAAAGUGUACUUUUUCUUUUUCUCCUGUUUUCGACAUAUCGUUUUUCAAAUGGACAGUGUUCAAACAAACGUGGAUGUUUUCCUAAAGUGAAAGACUUUGUAGCAGAUACAGCAAAUACUGCUAUCACUUUAUCAGCAACAAGUACCUGUUCUGCACCCACACGUUUUGAAGGUUUGGGAACUGCUGAUGGGAAAAAUUUUACGUGUAAUGUGAAUAAUAAAAUAGACAAUGUAAGAGAUAGGAGUCCAUUUUCAUAUGAAGUUGAUGGUAAAACUCUUACUGGCUAUAAUCCCAAUUUAGACACAUAUUGGCAGUCUGGUCUAACAAUAGCUACUGAAGGAGCAGUAGCAACACCACAAGUUUUAGAGUUAAAUCUAGGAUCAAAUUUUACAAUUAAAGAUAUUAAGUUAUACUUUAAGGCGUUAAAUAGUCCAAAAGAUGUAAAGUAUGAUUCCAGACCAAAAGCUAUUUACUUUGAAAAGUUAGACAAAGAUAAUAAUAAUUGGGUACCAUGGAGGUAUUUUGCUGAGAACUGUAAUGAUUUCAGUGGAGUGGAAGAACAGAAAGUAGGUGGUCCUGAUUUAUCAGCAACAUCGGCUUUUUGUGUAAAAGAUGGUCAUAAAAUUGGAGGGAAUGCUGGUGGUGUUCAUAAUGACACCUUUUUUGUUGAAUUUAAUCCUGGUUUAGAAUAUGAUCCUGAGUUUACUGAUAAUAAAGAAGUUGCAGAUCAUUUUGUCACAAGUGGUAUAAGAGUACAACUUCAUAAACCAAACUCUGAUAAGCCAUUACAGUCAUAUUAUGUUGUAUCUGACUUAAGUGUUCAUGGUUAUUGUUAUUGUUAUGGCCAUAGUUCUGUUUGCAAGGGGCAGAAUUCAGAUGAAUGCGAAUGUGAACAUAAUACCAUGGGAGCACAUUGUGAAGAAUGUAUGCCACUAUAUAAUAAUCAAACUUGGAAAAUGGGAAAACGAAAUGAAGCAAAUGUAUGUCAAAAAUGUUUUUGUAAUGACCAUGCUGAAAGCUGUCACUAUGAUGAAGGUAAAGGAUAUGGAGUUUGUGAUAAUUGUUUGAAUAAUACUAAAGGUGAUUUCUGUGAUGAAUGUAUAUCUGGAUAUUCUAUAAACUCUUAUUAUACCAGAGAUAAAACUAAUGAAACUGUCACCCCACCAAAACCUACUGGAACUUGUCAAGAUUCUUCUGGUGCAUCUUAUGAUUGUGGUAGUUACUGUAUACUUUGUGGUUGUAAUCUAGAAGGUACUGUGAAAACAAGUUUAAAUAAUUGUGCUUCCAAUGGUACCUGUGAUUGUAAAACUAACGUUCAGGGAGAGAAAUGUUCAGAAUGUAAGGAUGGUUUUUGGGGAUUGGCUGAAUCUAAUGUUGAUGGCUGUACAGAAUGUGAGCAUAUAUAUUAUAUAUUUACAUAUUAUAUUGAUAAUUACUUGAAUGAUUUACAUAAUAAUAAUAAUAAUAAUGCUGAAACAUUUAAUCUUACUAGUGAGAAUGAAGAUGGUUGUACCCAAUGUGAUUGUGAUCCAGGAGCCUCUAAGUCUAAUAUCUGUGAUGUAACAAAUGGUGGACAGUGUGAAUGUCUUAAUAAUAUUGCAACUAGAGACUGUAGGACCACAGUUACAGGGUAUUUUGCUCCCAAACUGGAUUAUUUCAAAUUUGAAGCAGAAUUUCAGACUGGGAUAUUGGAAGGGAAUAAAGUAGAUAGACCUGGUGAAGGUGUUAGUGAUGGUACAGUAACAGGUCGUGGUUUAAUAUCUCUACCAGCUAGUAAUACCAUUCAGUUAGAAUUUGAUACACAGUUGAAUAAAGAGUUUGAUAUUGUUCUUAGAUAUGAGAGUUCUAGUGCUAUUAAUGGUGUUACUGGUGAUAUUAAACAACUUAAUGGUGUACCAUAUGAAUGUAAUGGUGCUUCAAUAGCAGCUGAUAAAGUGUGGGCUAUACCUGCUGCUAUACCACAAGCUCAAUCUAGAGGUGGUUUGAUAUUAGCUCGUGUGUGUGGUAGACUCAACCAGAAAUAUACCUUAACAUUAACUACUACAGCAGCUUCCAGUCUUCUCAUAGAUUCUAUUGUUGUUUUACCUGUGUUAGAGACAUUACAAAUAUACACUAGUGGUGAUGAUAAGAUGAAACAAAAAAUAACAUCAUGUCGCGAGGCCUCAUUUGGUGUUAAUAUGCCAAACCGUCAAAGUUUAAAUUGUACAGAACUAGAAUACUCUAUUAUGACUCAGUUGAUUGGUGGAGCAAUGCCAUGUAAUUGUAAUAGUGAAGGUAGUGUAUCUACUGCUGUUUGUAAUCAAUAUGGUGGACAAUGUGACUGUAAAGAAGGAGUAACUAUGAGAGAUUGUUCUAUUUGUAGGGUAGAUUCUUAUGGUAUUGAUAUUACAAAUGGCUGUACUUUAUGUAAUUGUAAUGUAGGGGGAUCUAUAAAACAAUCAUGUAAUAUGACUGGUGACUGUUCUUGUAAAACUAAUGUAACAGGAAAACAAUGUGAUCAGUGUCUACCAGAUCAGUAUGGUCUGAGUUCAGGAAAUGGAUGUCAAGAUUGUACUUGUAAUAUGUUGUAUUCUGUCAACAAUACAUGUGCUGAUAGUGGACAGUGUAUCUGUAAACCAGGAAUUGGUCAACAGAAUUGUGACCAGUGUUUACCAGGGUUUUAUAAUUUAACUAAUGAUGGUUGUACUGAAUGUGGGUGUCAUGCUGAAGGCAGUAUUAAUAAUGUGUGUGAUUCAGGUACUGGUAAAUGUACUUGCCGAGAAAUGACAACAGGAGAGAAAUGUGAUCAGUGUGUAGAUGGUUAUUUUGGUGUUGGUGGAUGGAGUGAUGAAGGCUGUAUCAAAUGUCUAUGUAGUGGACAUUCCACUAACUGUUCAACUGGUCAAGGAUGGUUUCAGGCAGUGAAAUCAAGUGCUUGGUCAAUAAAAGAUGAGAGUGCUGUAGAUGAACGUUGGUUAGGUGUGGACAGUGAAGGCAACAGUAUUACUGUAGAUGAUGAAUAUGUUGGAAUAGAUAUUGUUAUGAGAAUUACAAAUACUGCUAAAUAUCUAGAUGCAAGUCAUCUAUAUUUUAAAGCACCAGCAAAGUACAUGGGUGACAAGCGUAGUGCUUAUGGUCAAUAUUUUACUAUGAAUCUACGUCUGUCAACCCAUGAUGAACUUCUUGGUAACUAUACAGAAGGUGAUAUCUGUAUUAGAGGGAAGUAUACAGACUUUGUUCUUGCUAAAGAUAUUGCAUUACCUGGUACAGAAAAAACAACUUAUAAUAUAACAAUGAAAGAAAGUGAGUGGUAUAUCAAUGGUACUGAUAAAGUUAGACCAACCUAUACACAGUUUAUACAAGUUCUCUCAGGAAUUGAUUUUAUUAAAGUCAGAGGAAAAUGGAGCAAUGCCACAGAUGCUGAAACCGACCUAUAUGAUUUUGAUCUCUAUAUUUCUAGUAAAACUAACACCACUGGUAGUCAACCUAUUAAUAAUGUAGAAUCUUGUUACUGUCCACCAGAAUAUCAGGGAGAAUUUUGUGAGCGUUGUGCAGAUGGUUUUAAGAGAGAGAAAGCCAAUGGUGGACCAUUCUCUAAAUGUAUUCCAUGUGGUUGUAAUGGCCAUAGUGCUGGUCCUUGUGAUGAUACAACUGGUAUAUGUAAUUGUACACAUAAUACUAAAGGAGACAAGUGUCAACUAUGUAUGGAUGGUUACUUUGGUGAUGCCACAACUGGAACAGCAAAUGAUUGUAAACCAUGUAUGUGCCCUGGUAAUGUAGUACAAGGAGAUGUGAAUGUAUUUGCUACAACUUGUCAACUUGAUAAUGGUAAUCAGAAAUGCAUUAAUUGUUCAGAAGGUCAUGGAGGAAAUCGCUGUGAGAUCUGUCUGGAAAAUUAUUACGGAGAACCAGAAAAUGCUCAGGUAAAAGGAGGUAAAUGUGUACCAUGCGUAUGUAAUGACAGAGCUGAUACAUGUAAUACAACAACUGGUGUAUGUAUUGACUGUAGAAACAAUACAGCUGGUAAAGAAUGUGAUAUCUGUACAGAGAAAUAUUUUGGUGAUGCUAUGACAUAUGAUUGUAAACUAUGUAGUUGUGAUUCUGUUGGAUCUGAUGGUAAAUGUAAUGCUGCUACUGGACAAUGUGAAUGUUAUCCAAAUGUACAAGGAUUUAAUUGUGAUCAAUGUGUACCCAAUUCAUUUAAUUUAACAAGUGGUACUGGUUGUCAGAUGUGUGAUUGCCAUGCUGAAGGAGCUAUAGGUUUAUCUUGUGAUGUUAUCACAGGACAAUGUACUUGUCGUUCUAAUGUUAUCAAUAGACAAUGUGAUGCCUGUCAAGCUCAGUUCUAUAAGUUAAAUACUGUAACAGGCUGUGAUUCCUGUGGAUGUACUGAAGAAGGAACAGCUGAAGCUACAGUAACUGGUGGUACUAAAGGUGUUUGUAAUUUAAUUACUGGUGACUGUACUUGUAAACAACCUGGUAUUAUAGGUCGUACAUGUAAUACUUGUUCCAAAAAUACAAAAGAAACAUACUCAGGCUUUGUCAGUGUGUUCAAUAUUGGAAAGUAUCCCAAUUGUGUGUUAUGUGGAGAAUGUUUUGAUGGCUGGGCACGGAAAAUGGAUAAUAUUGGACUUGAAUUUAAUGAUGUAGAAAAGAAAACUAAUGAUAUUUGGGCAAAUUAUGGUUUUAAAACAGGAGAGUCUGUAACCGAUGAUUUAAAUAAUAUUAAAACUAGUAUACUAAAUGCCAAUGAAUCUGUAUCAAGAGCUGAAAACAUUACCAACAUUGUUAAUAAUUUAACACAAGAACUAAACAUGGUUGUCAAUGAAGUUAACCAACUGAGUACUAUGUUAAUGGAUAUUGAAACAAGAUUGAAUAGUUCUAUAGAAUCUCUAGCCUCUGUUGCUUCUUUUAAUGGUGACAUUGAAAUAGACAAUAUUACAUAUACUGCUGAGUCAUUGGAUACAAAAUUAACAGAACUGACCGAUCAGAUUAAUGCUGCUUAUGAUAAAGCUAACAAAUCAUUUAUUCAUAUACAAGAGUUGUCUGUUCUGGUUGGAUCUGCUGAUCAGACAACACAGCAACUGAGAACUAGAGUACAGACGGCCAUGUCAACUCUUACUGUAGCCGAACAAACUUUCAAUACAGCUUCUACAGUUUAUAAUGAUACCUUUCUACCAGGAUAUAAUGAGAACGAAAAGAGUUUAUCCGAUGGUAAUCAGGCAUUGACAUCAGCAAGAACCUUGUUGACAGAACUGAACUCCAUCAUCACUGAAAUGACAACUCAGUUUGAAUCAGCUAACACCACAAUGAAUACAGUUAUACAGAAAACAGAUGAGGUCAAAACAAGACUUGAGACCAAAUUACAAGAGAGUCAAACUGCUUAUUCUGAUGCUAAAGGUCUGUCAACUAUUGCAACUGAAGCUUUUAAUCUAGUUCGUCAAUAUAAGGCUGCAGCAGACAAAGCAUUUAAUGAUAUUACUGGAGCAUUUGUAGCUGUAUUAGAUGGUUCUAAACAACUAAUUAAUAUCAAUAAUAAAAUAGCAGAUAUUAAAACUAUGGUGGUACAAGUUAAUGAUGUCACAAUUCGUGAUAAAUCAGAGCUAGAAGUAAUCACUACACAGAUACGAGAGACCACUAUAUCUGAUGCUGAUGUAGCUCAAGCCAAUCAGAAUGCUCAAAAUGCUUUAGAGACAGCUAAAAAUGUGCUCAAUAUCACUGAAAAGGCUCUAGAUGAUUCAAGAACAGCUCUAGAAGAAGUUAAAGGUAUACAGGAAAAUAUUAAUGAUGCUUCCAAUUUAAGAGCUAAUGCUACAACUUUAAAAACUGAAACUGAUUCCUUUAAUAAUACAAUCUACAAUGCUAUAGGCCAGGCAUCCUCUAAAGUGAGUGAAGUUGGUCAGCUAGUAACUAAAACUACAGCAGAAGUAACUAAUGUACAAAGUUUUAUAGCUAAGACUAGUCAGUGUUAUAGUGAUGCUAAAAGUAGAUCUGAAUCUAGUAGAAAUACUGCUAAUGUUGCUUUACAACAAGCUAAAGAAGUUGAAAAGCAACAAGGAGAGUAUACAGCCACAGAGACAGCAUUAAAUACAGAUGUAGAUUCCAAAAGUACCAACCAAGCAGUGAGUGAACUACAAACAACUAAAACUAGCUUGGAUAAUGUUAUCGGUGAUUUGUCUAAAGCUCAACAAAUAGCAGAUAUAACAAAUAUGAUAACUCUCUAUGGAGCACAGAAAACAGAAAUGAAUCAACUACAGACAGAUAUCAAUAAUUUAGAGAAAGAAUUGGAUGAUAUGCUACAGGCCUUAGAAUUAACAUCAGAAUCUUCAACAUGUGUACAUUCCUAA